GUUAAAAAGCUCUGAGCAGCUUCAUCUCCAAUUCAUUGUGUGGUGCAUCUGCAAAAGAGGCUGCAGGUGAGAGUUUGGGGCUGGGGGGCGAAAGGACCUUCCGGUUGGGAGGGGGAGAUGGCAGUGAAUUGGGGAGGGGGCUUUUGCUCGCAGAGCACUGGGGGGGCUCUUGUAUUGAUGAUUUUAUGCCUGAAGCACUUUUCAACGUGCAAAACGCUGCAUGUUGCAUGUUCCUCCUGUAAUACCUAAUUCACAGGACCCUGUGAGGCAGGUCACAAAAUUUACUAUUCCCAUUUUAAAGCAUGCGAAGCCAACCAUUUUUUUUUUAAAAAAAAUCUCUUGUGGCUUAAUCUGUGCUCAGGAUUUUGCUGUAUUUAGAAUUUUCUUUCCAGGUCACAUUGGCUAGCAACCCUUGGCGUGUGAUGUGUCUGUUGUCCCCUGUGCCCAGGCAUGGUGUCAUAGAUGGAGUGUUUGGUUUUAGGUCAGAUAGUCCUGGUUUCAAAUGCUCCCACCCCCGGUGAAGUGAAAUCUGUGACUGUGGGCACAUUUUUAUCCUCAGCCAAGCCCACCUCACAGGAUUGUUGUGAGGAUAAAAUAUAAGCCCAUAUAUAUCAUCCUUGGAAGAAGAAUGGCAUGCAGACCUGACAAAUGCGUAAAUGUGCCGGGUACAAACAAAAUUGCCUUCCCUUUCCCACACGCGACUUGGCUUUGUUGCUUGGGUAAUCUAAAGAGUUUGGCGCCUUUCAAACCAAAUCGUGCUCAUUGGGGGAGCAAAUAUGGACUUAUCAGGAGCUUAUUUCUUAUAGGCGUGGGAUCGGGCUGCAUAUACCUCUCAUGUGAAACAUGCAGGCAUCUCUAGAAAGGUCUGCCUGCACGGUGCUUGUGGAACUGCCUGCCACUCCUGAUCUUUCCCAGAAUCUGAAUGCUAUUUUGGUUGGAGUGUUUGUGGGGCUUCAAGUGUGGUUUUGCUGGUUGGGGGAGCUUGCCAGGGCAAGGAGCUAGGAUGCACAACCCUCAAUUAUCUUGCAGACUGUGUGACUUUGAAAUGGUGGCAUGAUUGAGACCAUUGGGGCCACAGCUAAGAUCAGACUUCCUAGCUCCAAGGCUGCUAUAUGGUCUGAGAUAUAAAUACUGGGUUGAGGGGUCUGGCGACACCAGUGCUUACGGGACUAGGAAUUUGACCCUGGGACCAUUGUGAUUUGAUGCCCCCCAACAAUGUGCAAGUGAAACUCUUUGUUUUUGUCUUUGCAGGAACCAUGAGCCGUAAAGUUGUGAGGUCCAGUAAGUUCCGCCAUGUCUAUGGACAACCGGUCAAGGCUGACCAGUGUUACGAUGACAUCCGUGUGUCCCAGAUGACGUGGGAUGGGAAUUUUUGCUCUGUCAACCCCAAAUUCCUGGCCAUCGUUGUGGAAGCUAGUGGCGGAGGAGCCUUCCUGGUCUUGCCAUUGUCCAAGGUAUGUGAGCCACUCUCUGGAAAGAUGGCCUUUCUAGAAUCUCCUGCCCCCCACGGACCUCAGCCCUCAUCUCCCACCACAAUUCAACCCCUUUCAAGCCCAGCCACCCCCAACCGACAGCUACAUGCAUGAAUCUUAACUCUGAGGUCUCUCUCCCCCCGCCCCGUGUCUUUCCGGGGUGGCGCUCUGAAGAUGGCACAGAGGAGGAGGGACGGGGAACUUGUGAAACUGCCGAAACGACAGAUCUCUUUCGACAGGUUUUUUGUUUUGCCUUAAAUGGCCUGAAGUUUGAACCUGCUGCGGAAAUGGGGCCUUGAGAAAGAGGAAGUGGGUUUGGGGCAGGCAGAGAGGGGAAGGAAAUCGGGAGAGCGCUUGGUAACUAAUGAAGCUCUCUCGGCCUGCCCUGUCUCUGCCUGUGCCCCAGUUCCAUGCGCCCCCUAACUCGCUCCCCUUUACUGCUACCCCAAAAACCCCUCUGCACCAUUCCCCAGAAAUGGAAGCCAACAAGUGAUGGAUUCAGCCUUUCUCUAGGCCUCACGUCCUUUCCAGUUCUUCCAGUGAAACCAAUUGCCAUUGUUAGAUGUCUGGCUUUUGCCUGAUCCCCAAACCUCAUGUUUUACAAGUGACUCUCUUCCCCUCCUGUUUGGUUGGGGCAUUUUCUAUCUUUUUGUCACAUUUGAGGUCUUGGUAGGUUAAUGCUUCUGACAAUGCCCCUGUACUUCUCACCAUGUGUGGGGUUGUGUGGUUCAGUCUAGCCACAACACGCUCAAGGACCCUCCUCCCCUCCCCAAAAAAUGCUUCUUCAUUUUUUAUUUGGCCACUAAGUUGAGGCUCAAAGCUGAGGCUGGGCCUCCUCGCCCCUCCACAUUUUCCUCUGCGACGAUCUUGUGUUUGCCCCUAGGACACAAGUGUCUCAUGACUCCAGCGUGAUAUGGGAACGAGGAGCGGAUUCACACUCCUGAGAGCGACAAAAUGGGGGAGAGGGGAGGAGGGGAAGUGCGAGAGGGAAGCCAUGUGAGCGUUGCUGAUCCCAGUGAGGCUGAUCCCCUUUCCAGCAGGGCAAAUGGCCCUUGACGUUGGCCCAUUGUUCCUUACUUGGUUGCCGGACUCCCACCCAGGUUGCGGUUCCAGCCCAUUUAUUGGGUGGACGGGACAAGCAGAAGAAACUCAGUCCCAGAAGAAGCAAUAGGGAGGGAGACAGAUUGCAGAGCUGGCAUUUACAAUGUGCAGAAGGCUGGAGUGGCGAUCUAGAACAGCCAUUGGGAUAUGUGGCAUGAGUCCAAGUGUGGGUGGCUAGCUUAAGCCCAAUAAGGCUGAUCAGACAACAGAGGCUGGUCCAUUAGAGCGAAUGGGGCUCACCAAAUUCUCAGUUUGCCCUCAGCCAAUCACCACUUGUCUGCCUUCUUAUUGACAGCCAAGCUGGGGGCAGAACUGCAUGCCAUUGGCUCUGGCGCCACCUAGUGUCAGCUCCCCUGCUGUCUGCCCUGCUAAGCCCAAUGGGCACCAAGCAGCACUGCGGUCAAAUCUGUGGGUCACAUACCUUUGAAAGGGUAGCCCAGGGUUGCAAGAUCCUUUUAAAAAAAUAAAUUUUAUGAAGGUUUAUAGAGAAAAAUACAAAACUUAAUACCCCCCUUUUAAAAACCAAACUAAAACUUUUAUCUAAAAACAUAAAGGGGGGGGGACAGAAGAAAUAGAGAAAGAAAUAAUGAAAAAAGAGAGUAGAAAAUAGGUUAAAAGAGAAAGAUUGGGGGGAGGGGGACCACCUAAAGGCAGCCAGGCCUGUUGUUGUGCAUUUCAUAGCAGGCUGAUGCCAGGAAGCGGAGGUUUUCACAGCAUGGAGAUAAACGUGAUCACUUGCUGCUGUGAUUCAGCUUGCUAAGAAGCGGUGCCUAAAUUGAAUAGAUAAAAAUAGCCGACAGUGGCAGUGAUAUCUGCAGAUCAACCUUUCACUCAAGGCACAGGAGCAGAGGCUGGUUGAAACGUUGACAACUCUGCAGUUCUUUCAGUGGAGCUGUGUGGUUUUGGGGGGAGAAGAACGGGUGGCAAAUGUCUCUCUGUUUUUGCGCAAAAGAGCUGAAGAAGGAAGGGAAGUAUCGAAGCGGGGUGGGUGGCAAAGAAGUAGAAAGGAGAACUUGGCAAGGAGGGUUGCAAAAAUCCAGCCACCCAAUUAGCCACUGGCACUUAGGACAGGGCCUGACAACCGGCACUUGGCCUGCUGCCAUCGCCUCUUCUCUUAGCUGGCUCCUGGGGCAAAAAGCUUAUUUCUUCAGAAGAAAUGCUUGAUCAAAGAGCUCUCCAUGCAGUGUUCAGAUGAAAUUGUACAUGAAACGCAGCUAAAACCCACAAACCAUUUAAAAGCAAACAUGCAGCAAACUAUCACCAUUAAAAAACAAACCCCGAAGAUAAAAGCCUUAAAACUUUAAAUGAAGAUAGGUUUUAAGAGAAGCAGUCUUGUCGGCUCCUAAGCUUUUUGAAAAGGGAUUGCACUCCUGCAAAUAAUAUUUCAGGGUGCCACUGCUGUGGACCCCCAGACCCCCCUGGCCCUCAUCUGCCCCACUCCAAGAGUGAGGAGAUCCAACUGCAUCUUCCACUUGCCUUGCCUGUUUGUUCCACAGCUGGGACUGAUGGGAAUUCUGGUCCAAAAUGUCUGGAAGGCGCCAGCUUGUGGAAGCCUGUUCUGAGGAACAGGUGUGCCUUUUGGCCUGCAAGGAGAGGGCAAGUGAUUGGGCAGCGGCCAAAUCUCACCCCUCAGAAUUCUGGAGCGAGCACUGCAUCAUGGCAGAAAAGUCAUAUGCUUAAUCUUCAUAAUGUAAUACGCUUCAUCUCUACAAGCGGGGGAUGGGGAACCUAGGUCCUGCCCCAGGUGUUAUUGAACUCCAACUCCCAUCAGUCCCAGUCAGCAUGGCAAGUUGCCAGGGAUGAUGGGAAUUGUAGUCCAGAGUUGUCAAGAGGGCCACCGGGUUCCACAUCUCGGCUCUAAAGUCUGAGAAACCCUGAUCUGGAUUGGAGAGCCACCACUGGAAUGAGUUACAUCAGAGUUGGGGCCUUACCUGGAAUGCCUCCCCAACUCUGCUUGAAACUUGAACCUGUGCCAUCUGCCAACACUGGAAAGCAGUUGAGAACAAUUUCUGCCUGCUGUUAAGUCAGGGAAGGCAGCCAAGAACUGCCAGGAAGAAGGGGGAACUAUGCUGGCAAGUCAGCACUGGGGGAACUUUGGAGUCUAGGACUCCUACUUCUUCCUUGCCGUUAUAGAUGCUUGUGUUGGGGCGAGCUGAUUCUGGAUUUCCAAACCUUUGCAUGUUUUGUGGAAUCUCCUACAUGUCUAUAACAGGGAUGGAGUUGGGGGGGUGGGGAAGGCUGGUACCUGCCAGGUAGUUUGUGUAAGGUGGUUUAUUGCAGGCCCAUAACCAGAGGGGGAGACAGUGCUUUAGUUUCAUUGAGAGGCACUGGAAAUAAACACCGUUCAUUUGUGGGAUUUUAACUGUCUUGUGAAUUAAUUGGUUCUCCAACUUUUUUUCUCUGGGCCACACUUUCAGUGUCGCAACGAAAUUUUUAUUAGUGAGAAAUACAACUCCUAGCUGUUCUUGGCACCUGUCUUUCUUGAGAAACAAUGGAGUGUGCCUCUCAGGGUGAAGUCAAACGGCUGUAUUAGCAGCACCAAAGUUGAUACUGCUUCUGGUUGUAUAUUCAAAAAAAAAAUCAUUUUGAUGCUAUACUCAGUGCCGGAUUUACGUAUAAGCUAAACAAGCUAUAGCUUAGGACCCCACUCUCUUGGGGCCCCCCAAAAAAAUUAAAGGGGGAAAAAACUGGAUGUACAUUUCCAAAAUAUAAGAUAAAAAAACCAAAUAAAACAAUACCUACAUACAGCAAAUGGCAUUAGAUACCCAUUAGGUCCAUAAAUUACUAUAUAUCAUAUAUUCAACACAAAAACAGCGACAAUUUGUUGACAAAGGACAGCUGGACAUAUAAAGGGCCCCAUUACCUUCAGUAGCUUAGGGCCUCAUCAAACCUAAAUCUGGCCCUGGCUAUACUAUACUAUAUUACUGAAUAUACUAUAUUACCGAAUUGUUUAAAAGUUUCUUUGAUUCUCCUUGAAUCUUCCUGCCACAUUUGCCAUCCUCUCUUGCCACAUCCUUUGAGAACUACUGACCUGGGACAACACCCCCCUCCCCCAAAUCUGGAUGUUUGCAAAAGUUCAGGGUUGUUUUUAUUAUUUAUGUAAUCAGAAGAACAGGGCCCUUCCGUUGUAAAUGAGUCUUUUAUGUCUCAAUCUCUUUGUCGGCCACUUUCUCUACUGGGGCCAGCUGCCAAACUCUAUUAAGUCAAUUAGAUAUGGGUGCCCCUUUCAAGUUUCCCCCCAAAGCCAGGCUUAUCACAAGUCUAGCUGCUAACAAAUAAGUAAGAGAUUUAAAUGAAGUAUUGGCUUUUUGACCCUGAAGUAUAUCCAGUCAAACUCACUUGGCCCUCUCUCCCCUCCUCCUUUUUGCAGACUGGCCGCCUGGAUAAGGCGGCCCCGGUGGUCUCGGGUCACACAGCCCCCGUGCUGGAUGUGGAGUGGUGCCCCCACAACGACCACAUCAUUGCCAGCGGAUCUGAGGACUGCAGCGUUAUGGUGAGUGGGAGCAGCUGGAUGGGGGAAAGGGAUGGGGGUGGGGGAAGGUAGGAGCAGGGUGGACGGAGACAAGUGGGUGGGGCUUAGAGGGAGAUAUUGGGGGAGGAGCUUAGGGUGCUUCCAGACAGGGGCGCUGAUGGGCAGUGCUUGACGGAACCUGGGCAGGUUGAGGGUUUUUUUUUUACCCUCCCCUUUGUCACUCCAGGGAGGCGGGUGGCGCUGUGGUCUAAACCACUGAGCCUAGGGCAGGGGUCUGCAACCUUUAAGACAAAAAGAGCCACUUGGACCCGUUUCUGAAGAAAAAAAAACUGGGAGCCGCAAAACUCAUUAUUAUAAAAAUAAUUUUUUUGUCACUUUUUUAUUAUUUCUUUGUUUGACCCCUCAGAAUUACUCCUCCUCAUAGAAAUAAACGUUAAAUUAACAAGUUACCUUUUUGUGUGUGUGUGUGUGUUCUUCACUCCCCUUCAAAACAGUGACCAGCGUACAUGCCCCUUACAAUGUAGCGGGCGGGCGGGCAGGAAGGUGACGUCGGGACGGUGCGUGACUAACGCACGCACCGCCCCCAUGCGACGUCACAGCCAGUACAGCGCCCGCCACAGUGGGGAGUGUCAGAGCGCACAAUGCACCUCCUCCCCUCGCUAGUAUCCGCCCCGGAGCCGCAGCAAAGGUGUAAAAGAGCCACAUGCGGCUCCGGAGCUGCGGGUUGCAGACCCCUGGCCUAGGGCUUGCUGAUCAAAAGGUCGGCGGUUCGAAUCCCGCAACGGGGUGAGCUCCUGUUGCUUGGUCCCUGCUCCUGCCAACCUAGCAGUUCAAAAGCAUGCCACUGCAAGUAGAUAAAUAGGUACCACUCCGGCGGGAAGGUAAACGGCAUUUCCGUGUGUUCUGGUUUCCGUCACGGUGUUCCAUUGCACCAGAAGCGAUUUAGUCAUGCUGGCCACAUGACCCGGAAAGCUGUCUGUGGACAAACGUUGGCUCCCUCGGCGAGAUGAGCGUCACAGCUCCAUAGUUGCCUUUGACUGGACUUAACCGUCCUGGGGUCCUUUACCUUAUAGCCAAGUAUCCAUGAAAGGGUUCCAAAAGUCAAGGGGGCGGAUCUUCAAGGGGGAGAUGAAGGGUUGUCUUCAACUAACUUUUACUCAUAGUACACCCAUUGAAAUGAAUGGAUCCGUAAAUGGCCAUCACCAAGUUAGAUCCAUUGAUUUCAGCGGCUGUUCCCCGAGUGAAAGUUGAAAACAACCCAAAGGUCACCUAGAAAGGAAUUCAUCUAGUAGGUGAGAAGGGCUGUCCCCCUUAUUAGGAUUUAUUCCUACCCCCUGCAAGCCCAAAUAAAUAGCGAUCUGAGUCGCGCCCUGCAGAACCUCGCAGGGAAUGGCAUGGUGCAAAAAUUCAAGGAGUGUGCCUUAAAAGCUUCUCUGACACCCCAGGGGCGUUUCUCACCCAGAACACACACACUGGCAAACAUAUAGUCCUCAACAGGCCAUUUCCUGGUUUGCUUAUGGGUCUGGCUGCCCCUGCAGAUGGGCAAAAGUGGAGGGGAUACAGGUAUGGGCUAGGCAUGGCUGGGAGCAACGAAGGGGGUUGCCUCUUGCUCCUGAUGUCCUCCAUUCUCUUUGGUGCCUUGCUUCCAGGUCUGGGCAGUGCCUGAAGCUGGCCUCGUUCGGUCCUUGAGCGAUCCUCUGGUGACCCUCGAAGGCCACUCCAAGCGGGUGGGGAUUGUCACGUGGCACCCGACGGCGCAGAACCUCCUGCUGAGCGCAGGUAACGAGCGGCAGGUGCGCGGCGGGCUCACGGAGGCGGCGCACUCGCAAUCUGGCUGGCGCGCAACCCUCUCUCCCUUCCAUUGCCGGUCCUUUGUUAUCGAUGGCCUUUCUCUCUUUUGCAGGCUGUGACAAUGCAGUGACAGUCUGGGACGUGGGGGUCGGGCAGGCGGCCCUCUCCAUGGACGAGAUGCACCCAGACGCCAUCUACAGCGCGGCCUGGAACCAGGACGGGUCGCUGCUGUGCACGGCCUGCCGGGACAAACGCGUCCGGGUGUUUGACCCGCGAGCGGGAGGCGCCGUUGCCAAUGUAAGUAUGAACUGCAAGCUGGGGAAGUCUGUGUCCUGUGGCAGCAGGAGGGGCAAAUCUAGAUCAGUAUACAAGACCAAGUGAAUAAUUCCCUAAGCCAAGCUAAAGGGUCCCUCCAUCCCAGAAUUUGAUCUGUCAACAGCAGAAUCCCACAAGGCAGGGCCAGAUGAAGUUAGCUGCCCCCUGUUGCUUGAUCUGGGAACCAGAGGUCCCACAGCUUAUAUCAGGCUUCCUCACACUCGGCCCUCCAGAUGUUUUUGGCCUCCCAUGAUCCCUAGCUAGAAGGACCAGUGGUCAGGGAUGAUGGGAAUUGUAGUCUCAAAACAUCUGGAGGGCCAAGUUUGAGGAAGCCUGGCUUAUAUGCAGGCUUCAUUCUUAACUCCCACACAGAAUACAUUUUUUUUGCUGUUAACAGCUUUUUAUUGAAUUUUCCAAAAAGAAGUGAUAACAAAUACAGUCGAUACAAGCUAAAUAAUAAUACCGUAUUGCCCCAAAUAUAAGCCGCUCCCUUAAAAUUCCGCAGGCACUCAUACCCGUUCCGUUUUACCGUAUGUCUGUUUCAGCAGCGAUAUCGUAAAAGGUCGUGAAUUUAAGCUGCACUUUAACUUUUCAUGGUUAGAAUUUGGGGGGAAAGUGAGGCUUAUAUUCAGGCCAAUACGGUAAAUCAAUACUAGUCUAACCCCUUGCAAUAUCAUAUAUAAUACUUACAGUGAUCUUGAUUUUCCAAUGCCACUCCAACAGCACCACCCAUGCAUAAGAGGGAGCUUGCAGUAGUGGGGGGGGGGGUGGAUGUUUGCAGAAGUACAAAAAAACCCACCUUUACGGAAAUACAUCCGAAACACUCCCCUGUCCCAGGUAGUGUAAUUAGGACUGAGCAUGCUCAGUGGGCAUGGAAUGCUCCACUUUGUCAAAGCUUAUUGGCCACCUAUAGAAACAUCACCCACGACUCUGCCUCGUGCUUUAAGAGAGGGGGGGGGGGAAACAAUCUUGGAUUGCAGCUGUUGCAACAUCUUCCAUGACCAUAAAUUGAUUAAACUGGGUGAGAUGCUUCAUCGGGUAUCUGGUGCCAACCCAUUUAACUGGAGAGUCCUGAAUCUGUAAAGCUGUGAGCAUCAGGCAUGGUGGGGAGGAAAUGCAGCCCGUCUCCCUAGCGAGUGGCACUUUAUAGGUGUGGGCGGAGCCUACCUGGAAUAGCUGUGGCUAAAGUCUUGGCUGUAUCUGAUGCUUCCUCCUGCCUCCUCUUCCCACCACAGGAGCUGCCCCGCCCCCACGAGGGCUCGCGUCCUGUCCGGGCGAUUACUGUGAACGAUGGAAAGCUCUUCACAACGGGCUUCAGCCGCAUGAGUGAGCGUCAAGUGGCGCUGUGGGACCUGGUGAGAAGAAAGGAGGGUUGUCCUCUCCGAUUGUCAGGAUACGUACCUUUCGUUGCCGUAAUGGAGAAGGGGAAACCCACCCCUGCUUCAAGGGAGGCUUGCUAAUAAAAGGAUAUAUAUUGUUGGGGCACCUGUGCCCUCCUCCUCUACAUAAUUAAACAAAGAAAACCUUUUGAAAGACAAGUAGUACACAUUUCAGAUUCCAAAAGAGUAGUAGGCAUGUUGGUUUGUUGCAGUGAAAACGACGAGGUGUCUUGUGGCACCUUAAGGCCACUAACAGCCUUUAAGCUUUCGUUGACGUCAGUCCCCACAGAUGCAGUGACAAAUUAGCACUCAGAAACACACAUACACACACACAUGAUUGGGGGAAUUGCGUGUGUUAUCACAGGUACUCUAGUUAUUGCUCAUUAACUUUCUUUUGAACAAGAUUUUUGAAUAACGUAGCAUUUAUAUUCCACUUUUGUUUGCUCAUGAAGCAUGUAGCUCCCCUUAAUUUUGUCAGCGGUUCUGACAAAAAUCUCUGUAAAACAGACCAGCUGUUAUGCCCACAUUACAGACUGAGUGUUGGUACUGAGGCUGCUCACCUAAAACUGCCUUCCUCUGCUGGAGAUGUGGUCUCCUAAUUCAGAGUUCAGUCUCUUCAGUGCUAUUUUUCUGGAAAAAGAGGUGCCGGAACUCACCAUGAAAGCUUAUCCUCUUUUCUUUCUUUUUUCCAAUUUUUUUUAUUGAUUUUCCAAAUUUAUAACAAACAUAAACAAAAACAAAAGAAAAAAACAUUACAAUAUAAAAAACAUACAAACGUUAAUCCUAACUAUUAUAAUCCCAUUUUUGUUACCAUUGUUAGAUGACUUCCUCAAAUCCCUCUAGCUGAGUUUCCACAUGACUCAUUGUAGCAGUUGUCCAAUACUAAUUUCCAAUGAAAUUAACUUAGUCAAUUAACAUCUUUCUUUCUUAUCAUAUUCAUUUCUAUCCAUAGUAUUAUGCAAUUUAAAACAUUUAACUCCUAAGCCAAUUUGGUAUUCACAAAUAGUGCUACUUAUAUUAUCUUAGAAUAUUUUACUCAAUAAUCCUUAAAUUUCUUCCAUUCUUCUUGGUACUCCUCCUCUUUCUGUUCGCGGAUUCUUCCAGUCAGGUCGGCCAGCUCCAAAAAGUCCAUCAUGAUUGCUUAUUCUCUUAUAAUGGCAAUGGCACCCACCUGAGAGGUGCUGGAACUGAGUUCUGGCUGGGAAAAAGCCCUGAGUCUCUUGGCUACUGUGCUAUGAGCCUGCAACCAUCUCCAAUCUAGUCCUCCUCAGUGUAGGCCUACCGAAGUCAAUACACGUGGCUAACUUAUGUCCCUUAAUCUCAGUGAGUAGAGCCUUGCUGGAUAAAACCCCAUGUUUUGUGGUUCGAGAACCCCUUCUUCCUGCGAUGGGGAUACCUACCACAUGAGAAUAUAUGCUUCUCCUGCAUAAGCAGAAUUGCCUUCAACUUGGGAUUUCUAGUUUCUCUUCUUCUUUGGACUCUCAGUCCCACCCACUUAAAUUUAACUUGCUAUCUCACUUUUACUCUGCAGAGGAAACCUGAGGAGCCAUUAACCCUCCAGGAGCUAGACACAAGCAGCGGAGUCCUUCUGCCUUACUAUGAUCCAGACACCAACGUGGUUUACCUGACCGGCAAGGUGAGUCCUGGAUGGACGGGGCUGUCGGUGUUUGGAAGCAGAACUCCGGAGGAGCUGUUCACGAUUUCUGUGAUGCUAAUCGAGGGGGUUGUGGUGAUCUGAGGGAAGAGAGCAGGGGAGAGCUUGAAACUGACAUUUCAAGAGAGGACGAGGGGAACAGAAACUUCUUCUGAAGAGAGGGCAGAAUUUCGCAUCCUUCCCUGGAAUUGUUAGAAGUGUGUCUCAGCUCACAGUGAGGAAGAGGGGUUUUUACAGUUGGGAAAGCUCUGGAAUGAUGACGAUGAAUCAAACUCUUGUGUUUACCUGCGUUGUUGCAGGGAGACAGCAGCAUCCGUUACUUUGAGCUCACGGGGGAGGCGCCCUUUGUGCACUACUUAUCCAUGUUCACCUCCAAGGAGUCGCAGCGAGGAGGAGGCUGGAUGCCCAAGCGAGGCUUGGAUGUCAGCAAGUGCGAGAUUGCCAGGUAUUUUGUGAACGCUUUCAUGUUUCUUCCCCUUCCCAUCCCUGCACCCAAAGGAGGGCAUUCCUGGUCCCUUUCCUCCUGCCUCAAUUUAUUCCCCCAGCACCCCUGCCAGGUAAACUUAGCUGCCCCGUUGGAUUCUAUUUGUUGAUGGACUGCCACUCCCAUCACCCCUGACCAUCGGCCAUGCUGGCUUGGGGCUGAUGGGAGCUGGAGUCCAGCAACAUCCACAGGGACACAGGUUAUCCAUUCCUGGGCUAAGAAAUAGUAACUGGCCCAGUGAGCUUCAUAGUUGGGUGGUGAUUUGAACCCCCAUUUUGCUAGUCCUGGUCUGAAACACCAAUCCGCCCUCCCUCCAGAUGUUUAGGACUACAACUCCCAUCAGCCCAGCCAGUACCAUGUUGGGUCAAUGAUUCUCUAACCACUGCACCGCCCUGCCUCCCUGAUCAAGGCAAAAACAAAACAUCUAGGAUUCUUUGGCUUUCGUUUAGGGGCAUUCGUCUCCCUCCCCUCCAAGGCUUAUCCUUACUAGAAGUGUUUCUUGCCUCUCCCAGGUUUUACAAGCUCCACGAGAGGAAAUGUGAACCCAUUGCAAUGACUGUGCCUCGGAAGGUAAGCUGAGAUUCCCGGGUUCUGUAAAUCGUGGAGGAUGGGGAGUUCCACAGUGUGUCUUUGCAGAAACUCGACUUCUGUUUAAAGGCAAAAUUUGCAUUUCUUGCUCCACCCACUUUUGUCUCUGGCCCCUCCCCCCUCUAGCAUGCGGCUCUUCAAAGGCUUCCCAGAAGGGAAUGUGGCCCCUAAAUAAUUCUCUGGCCUUGUUCUAUGUAAUUGAGGCAUCCAUUUUACCCUCUUGACAUUUGAGUUUGGAUUUGUUGUUCUCAACUUUUCAUAAACCACUUGGGGGUUUUUCCUUUUCUUUCAAGCGGUAUGUAAAUGCCAUGGAAUAAAUAAAAAUAAAUGAAGUUUGGAGGGACUUUUUCAGGAAAUCCUUGACAGAAGGGUGGACAGAAGCCCGGGAGGAGUCCUCCUGAGGAAGAGGAACUGCUGCUCUCUUUCCCCAAUAACAGAGUGGGAGGUCCCUUUUAGAUCUAUCUGCCCCUUCUGUUCAGCCUGUGUCUUUGUGUGCCUUCUCUGCAGUCAGACUUGUUCCAAGAGGACCUGUAUCCUGACACAGCUGGCCCAGAUGCUGCCCUGACUUCCCAAGAGUGGCUGUCGGGGAAGAACGCCAGCCCCAUUCUCAUCUCCCUCAAGGACGGCUACACGCCCCAGAAGACCAGAGAGUUCAAGGUCAACCAGACCCUCCUUCAAGGGCCCAAAAGAAGCCAACAUUCCCACGAAGGGACAGCGCCAGGGGUAAGAAGGGGAGAGAGCCCAAGAUCUAGAUUAUGGGCCACCACCAGAACUGGGCCAGUGGGUCUGGGCCGAGGGUCAUCAGAAUAAGGGUCAGAGUCAGAGCUGGAAGAACCGGUUGCUGUGGGUCAGAACUGAAGCUUGCCUUGUGUUUUCCCACAGAGUCCAGCUCUGGAGCAGCUCUCGGAGGACCUGAAGCGGCUUCAAGCCACUGUCUCAGAACAGGAACGGCGCAUCUCAGAGCUGGAGCAGAUUGUGAAGAAAUAGCACCCGCCCUUCCACUAGCCACCCAACCAAUAGCUGUUCUCCAUCGGUCAUACUGGACUUUGUUUCAUUGGUCUUUUUUAAACCCUUCAGUUUUUAAAUGGGUGGAUCCUCAGGGCAUUAUUAAGCACCACCCACCCCCAAACUCAGGGCAGAAAGUCAGCCUGCCAGCUCCAAAUGGGCUUUGCUUUUGGCUAGCCAGGUUCCACCUGCUGCCUUCAUUCUGCCUGGGCAGCACUAAGCUCACCCUCUUGCCAAGUUCUUGCACGCCAGUCGCCUCUCUGCCCCACGGCCUGCCGGCGUCCUUCUCCGCAUUGCCUCCCAGCUCCCAGAUUAGCUGCAUGGCACCGCCUCCAUCUUGCUGCCUCCUCUGAGAAAACUUUACCCACCUUCAGGAUUUUUGUAGAAGUGCUGUAAGGACCAUCUUCCUGCAGUGGUUUUGUCUCACGUUUUAACCAGGGCUGCAAUGUUUCACUGACAAUCAGUUGAACAUUUUGGUUAACUAGGCCGGGGUACAUUUCUAUUGGCCAGCAACUUGCAGAGGGUGGGGUGAGUAAGUACUUCUUUUUAAAAAGCAGGUAGCAAGGGCUCUCUUAGAAGACAAAUUCCCUCCUAUGUGUGAGAAGGGAAAUAUCUUUUUAAGAUGUAUGCUGCAACAACCGCAAGUGUGCAUUACCUAAUAAAGUACGCUUGUUUCUUUAGAAGUAUUGUCAUAUGCAAGUUUAUAUGAAUAUUAGUCAAAACUCACGACGAUCAAUCAAGUUUUCUUAUAUUGUGUGGCAGUACUAGUGGAGUUUGCCUAGUACUCAUUUUUAACCUCUUCUUAAACAUCACGGACACCUCCUCCAGAAAGGUGGGCUAGAAUUUAAUACCAAGUGGCCUGACCUCCCCGUCCCCUCAGUCCAGAAUGCAAUCAGAUAAUACAAGCUCAUCUUUUAAGCACCCAGAGGACAGCAAACACAAUCAAAACCCUACUAUUCCCAUUUUUUUGUCAUAGGAGUACGUACAGCCAGUCACACCAAACCGUAUUUCUACAGUUGUUUUGUUUAACCACUAGAGGGCAGCAUAAGAGGGGUUCCCAAACUGCAGUCCCUAGCACAAGACAUUACAAUUGCUACAACAGGUGGAAAUUUCGUUAAGUGGUCCACCAAGAGCCUCAGCAAUUUUCAAGUGGUUGGGAAAGUUUGGGAAUUACUGUUUUACACCCAGCUGCCCUCCUCUCUCUGUCUCCCUAGCUCAGUAAGUAGAGCAUGAGACUCUUAAUCUCAGGGUUGUGAGUUUGAGCCCCAUGUUGAGCAAAAGAUUCCUGCAUUGCAGGGGGUUGGGCUAGAUGACCCUUGAGGUCCCUUCUAUCUCCUGGGACUUUAAAAUCUUACUCUAUAUUCGCAAGAACAAUCCCACCUCAUUUACCGCUUCUUUAAGGGCCAAGACUUCUUUUAACAAUCAAUGGCAGGUGGGUGGGAGAGAAAGAGAAGAGAUCAAGCAAUGAUCUCCUGCCAACAAAAACAAAGUGUUAGUUUGCACACUUACUAAAAAAUGUAGCUGGAUCCUUUUCACCCACAGGUAAAGGAAAAAAAUUACUUAGUGCCCCAUUCCCUUUGCCCCCCCCCCAAAAAUCUGAAACACGCAGAACAGGAAGGUAUUGUCAAAGCAGAAGUGGAAAACCUAUGAGCCUCCAUGUUGCUGAACUCCAACUCCCAUCAGCUCUUGCCAGGAUGUCCAAUGGCCAGGGAUGAUGGGAUUUGUAAUCCAGCAACACCUGGAGGGUCACACGUUCCCUAUCCUUGUUUAGAGAAUUUGGCUUCAGAGAUGCUCAGAGCAGAGUCCGACAGGUAGGAAUGAUUAAUAUAACACACAAGGAAACUGGUUUUACAUUUUAUUUUCUGCUACAUGCUCUUCCAAGUCCUCCUAGUAUUCCCACUGGAGAGACCAGGGUGGGUCCCACACCUGCAUAUGUUUGCUCCACAGCUGCCUCUCCCAUUCCCUUGGGGGUUUGUUUUGGUCUCUGGGCUGCCGCCGCCUUCUUUCCCAGGGCAGAGGAGCUCCUCUCUCACUUAGCUUCUUGUUCUUUCGCCCACUGCUCUGGCGUUAGCGUUCUCUGCUCAAAGGCGUGAAUGUGCUUCAACUCCUCCACUAAGACUUCAUUGACCAGCCUAGGGAAGGUGGGGAGAGGAGAUGGAAAUAGGCAAAAAUCCAAGGGCAUUCUUGCUUCUAGACUGCAUCUUAGUCAUGUAAGUUUUUAAAUUACCACUCUGGCCAUUUUUAGCUACCAGCAACAACUUCUAACGCACACAAUCAAACCAAUUAAUUCAAGAAGUCAAUGGUGUGGUGUGGAAACUGUUUCACCACUCUUCUCUGUGAAAAUUUUUGACAUUUCCAAAAAUGAAUGGCUGCAGAUGUGAUUAGUAGUGUGGGGAAUCCGUACAAUACCAGUCAAAUUGGUUGGCUUCAAAGUCGUAAUUAACUUUUUCAUACCACUAUACAAUGAAACAUCUGUAUCUAAUACGCAGCACUUUGGGCUGUUAGUAUGUUAGUUUUCAGUGCCUUCAUUUCCCCCAUCCCUAAAAUUUAAACAAUGUAAGGGAAGUCUAUGCUAUUGAAUUGUUAUGUCUGAACAUUUGCAAGUACUCCAAUAAAUAAAAUUUCCAAG
Podarcis lilfordi (Lilford's wall lizard) is the source of this 15890-nucleotide messenger RNA. Lineage: Eukaryota; Metazoa; Chordata; Lepidosauria; Squamata; Lacertidae. The record is from the annotation of a GenBank genome assembly.